Solanum stenotomum is the source of this 1737-nucleotide messenger RNA. Its product is annotated as transcription factor DIVARICATA-like. The record is from RefSeq and is a predicted model, not a curated record. Gene Ontology annotation, molecular function: DNA binding. The transcript has 2 exons. Lineage: Eukaryota; Viridiplantae; Streptophyta; Magnoliopsida; Solanales; Solanaceae. The coding region runs from base 357 to 1235 and encodes 292 amino acids.
UGUUUCUUAUUUUAUAUAUAUAAGAGGGUUUAUGAGUUUUAUUCUCUGGAUUUCUAGCUAUGAUGAGCUUUUGAUAAAUCAUAAAACAAGAUCUACUUUUUAUUACAAAUUUCAGAAUUUUCCUUGGGUUUUGGAAAGUUGGGGGUGGUCUUUUCUAGAUUCCUCAACCUUGAGAAAAAAAAAUUCAAAAUAAAUAAAUAAAUCAAGAUUCUCUUCUUAUGCCUUUUUUGUGUUUGAUUAAAUGCCUCUGAGAGUGAGAUAAUAAAAAGACUCCUCAUUUCUCAAUCAUUUGCCAAGAAAACCAAAAGGUGUUGUUUAUUUUGGUGGUGUUUUCCACUCUACAUGAUCAAGAAAACAUGAAUAGAGAAAUGGGAUUUCUAUCCCCUGCAACAUACAUCAAGAAUUCUAGCUGGUUGUUUGAGGAAAACAAGGAGACAAGAUGGACACCUGAAGAGAACAAAGUGUUUGAAGAAGCACUUGCUUUAUUUGAUAAAGAUACACCAGAUAAAUGGUAUAAUGUAGCAGCAAUGAUCCCUGGGAAAACAGUGAAUGAUGUGAUCAAACAAUAUAGAGAAUUGGUAGAAGAUAUUAGUGAUAUAGAGGCAGGGCUAAUACCAGUACCUGGCUAUACUACUAGUAAUUCUUUCACAUUAGAGUGGGUCAAUAAUCAAGAUGCUUUUCAUGGAUUCAAGCAAUUUUAUGGUCAAUCUGGGAAACGAGGCUCGUCGAAUCGAACUUCUGAACAUGAAAGGAAGAAAGGUGUGCCAUGGACUGAAGAAGAGCACAAGCAAUUUCUGCUGGGGCUGAAAAAGUAUGGAAAAGGAGACUGGAGAAAUAUUUCACGCAAUUUUGUGACCACAAGAACUCCAACUCAGGUAGCUAGCCAUGCUCAGAAAUACUUUAUUAGGCAGCUUUCCGGUGGAAAAGAUAAAAGGAGAUCAAGCAUACAUGAUAUCACAGUUGUCAAUCUUACGGAAUCCAAGUCUACUUUCCCUGAGGAUCAUAAAUCUGCCCCUUCUCAACAAGCACAACAGCAUUCAAAAAUGAAUGGCAUGGUAAAAACACUAUGUGAGUAUAAUUCACCAAAUCAAGAAUCAGACAUAACAUUCAACUCAUCAAGUGGUGGUCUGAUGGCCAUGCCUUUUCGAGGGGCUCCAUCAUAUGGACUCGAGCAUGGAAUGCAUAACAUUGCUCUACAAGGUCUCCAGUUUGGUAACUACAAUACUAUGUGUUGAGUCAGGGAAGAUUGAAAGUUCAGUCCUUGUUGGUCAAGAGCAGUGAGGAUUCAUAUAGCCGUCUCCAACUUGCUUGGAAUUGACGCACAGCUGUUGUUGUCGUUUGUCAAGACCACGAGCGAAAACAAUCACUAUUAGAAAGAGAUUUGCUUUAGUUAGUUCAUAUUGCAACCUAAGUGGGAUUGCUCAUUAUUUAGGAAAACUUUGAGCUAUUUCCUUGCACUAAUUUGUCUGCUGUGUUUCUUCAAAGUUGUGAAUGAGGUUGAUUUAAACAGAUUUGCUGACUAAGAUUACUCAACACAAUCAAGCUAAUUAUGAAGCUGCCAAGUUGAUUAAGGUCACAAACUAGUCAUUAGUGAAAACAUCUAGUAUGCUAGGUGUUCAAUAUCUCUCUACAUUAUAGUUGGUCUCAGUUUAUUCAUUUUGCUUCUGUUGCAAAGAAACGAGAAUUAUGAUAAGGCUGAAUUUAUUCAGAGAAAAUAAAGAAGAAACUAGUAUUCAA